AUGGCUUCGCCGCGCCGAUCAGAAGCCGACCCCGCCAGCCCGGUACCCGGGCCGGGUUCGGGGCCCCCAUCCCCACCUCAUCCCGGUCCCGAUCCGGCCUGGCAAAUAUCAAGAAUCACGUCGGCAACAGCAGCAUCCCAAUCGCCACCACCACCACGCCAACGGACCACGGAACCACCCACCACCGCCUCCAUCCCCCGCACCCUCUGGCGCCUCACCAUCCCGCUCUACAUCACGCACCCCUCCCUCCCUAAUACGCCCUUCAUAACCUCGCUCCCGCGGGUAUCCUACCUAUCUCUGCUCCUCCCCCGGAUCCGCGCCUUCCUCCCGCCGUCCACCCCGGUCCCGACGAGCUUCCACCACGAGGGGAUCGCGCUGCGCGCCCUGCCGCUCGGCUUGCUCGUCGACCUCUACCAGCCGGCGCUCCCCUGGCGCCUGACGGUCCAAGAAGGGGACGACUGGCACGUGGGCGAUACGUUCCUCAACGGCGUCAAGGAGGCCGACUUUGUGCGCAACGGACACGCCAAGCAGAUCAUGGGCAUGAGCAAGGCCGACACCACCGCGCUGUGGAACGCCGUCCGCGACGCCGACUACCCGGCUUGGGCCCGCAUCAACGCCCGCCUGCUCAACCCCAGCACCCCGAUCAAGCACGUGCCGCUGCGCAUCUACAUCCCCAGCAGCGGCGGCGGCAACGGUGGUGCUGGUACGGGGGGAGCGCCGCCCGCUGGGUCUUUUAGGGUCAUGCAGACCCUCGUGCCGCCUAAGAUGGCAAAUCGCACGCCGCAGACUCUAGGCCCGACGCUACGUGACCUGCUCCCAGCCUUAUUCCCCAGCAGCAGGGAUCCAGUUCUGGCAAACGUGGUGCUUCACGGCGCCCCUGUGCCCUUUUCCGCGCCGCUGGAGGGUCUGAUGCGCGAGGCCGCCUAUCCCGACGGCUGGCUUUGUUUAACCGUAGUGCCAUUAUGA
This is a messenger RNA of Pyricularia grisea, 966 nucleotides long. RefSeq lists its product as uncharacterized. Gene Ontology annotation, biological process: cellular response to nitrogen starvation; nucleophagy; C-terminal protein lipidation. Gene Ontology annotation, cellular component: cytoplasm; phagophore assembly site membrane; Atg12-Atg5-Atg16 complex. Bases 1 to 966 code for a protein of 321 amino acids. Lineage: Eukaryota; Fungi; Ascomycota; Sordariomycetes; Magnaporthales; Pyriculariaceae. The record is from RefSeq and is a predicted model, not a curated record. The transcript has 2 exons.